GUGAGUAGCCAAGAGUAUCCGGGUGGGUCCGUGAAUAUUCAGUAAUACAUUGCAGGCCUUAAGACACAUAAUACGCUGCAGACGCUCUACACGCGUAUUUUGUAUAGAUGUACCAGCAAGCCGCAUGCAGUCAAACACUAUCCACCAAUGAUUAGUAUUGCAUUACAGCCCCGCUUCCGCAUGCAGUAAGUCCUGCCGAGUAUCGUCAUCUUUCGAGACCCUUUCGGCAUGCCGAUGGGCUACGCGAUGGACCCAGCGUAGAGGCGAACACUGAAAGAGUCACCGUAAAGUCAUAGUAUCCAAGUUCUGGGAGAGAUACAAAGCUCGCCGUCAGUCUCGAGUGAAUUCCAAUCCAGUUCAAACUCAACACAUCAGUCCCCAUUACUUCCCUAGAAGCAUACCUAAACAGAGGUAAGCAUUCAUCAUGGCGUCUCCGGAAUACCCCAAAAAUCCCGUCAACAAACUCGGUCGUUUAGCAAACCGAGCUGCCUACGACUACGCCACCAUUCAUACUCUCGUUAACACCUGUCCUAUUCUCCACGUCUCCUUUGUCGACCCCGAACACCCCUUCCCCGUUGUCCUACCCAUGAUAGGUUGCACUGGAAACUUUUCCUCGCCUUCCUCGGACCCGGCAAGCACAUCUCAGGAUCUUUACAUUCAUGGCUACGUCUCCGGUCGUAUAUUCAAGAGCGGGAAGAACGCCGAUGGCCAGGGAUUACCCAUCACAGUCGCAGCUAGUUUUCUCGAUGGCCUUGUAUUGAGUCUGACGCCUUUCCAUAAUUCGUGCAACUACCGCUCUGCUGUUGUGUACGGGUAUGCGCAGUUGGUGGAAGACCAGGAAGAAGCUCUGUACGCUAUGAAGGCCAUUACGGAUAACAUGCUCCCCCAGCGUUGGGACAAGUCUCGCACACCGCCCACACCUGCCGAGCUCAAGUCUACGUCUAUCCUGCGUAUUAGGAUUGAGAGUGCGAGUGCGAAGAUAAGAACGGGUGGGCCGAGUGAAGACAGGGCCGAUUUAAAGAACGCUGAGCUUGUGAAGAAGACUUGGACAGGUGUCGUGCCGUACUGGGGUACUUGGGGUGAGCCUGUGCCGGGUAAAGAGAAUGGAUGUGAGGAUGUGGAAAGCUACAUUGAGGGCUGGAGGAUGAAGGAAACAGGACAGGCUCGAGGGUAUGCGUUUGAGGCUAUCGAGAUGGAUGGGAAGAAGAAAUAAGAAGUGGAAUAGGGAGGAAGAAGGUGGAGUUUGGGUGUAGCGGGGGAAUUGGAAUUUGUGAAGGUUUGCCUUAGGAGUUGGUGCGUUCAUUCUGCAUGAUAUCAGUUAGCGUUUUACGCAAAGUUGUUAGAAGUAUUGUUUGCUUGAUAUAACAAUGGAAUGACCGACGCCUGUUGUCGAC
Molecule: messenger RNA, 1394 nt
Organism: Alternaria alternata
Lineage: Eukaryota; Fungi; Ascomycota; Dothideomycetes; Pleosporales; Pleosporaceae
Product: 5-nitroimidazole antibiotic resistance protein
Exons: 1
Coding region: 425-1213 (262 amino acids)
Source: RefSeq, a predicted model, not a curated record